UCCCCUAUUCAUCAAUCAACUCAAAAGGAACAGCAGCAGCCACUCCACCCUCUGCUUAAAACAUAAAACAUGGCAAGCAUGACACUUUCAUCUACUUUCACAAGCAAAGCUGUUCCUUUAAAUGGAAUCACUGAGUUUUCAUCAGCCACCUGCGGUGGCAAUGGCAGAGUCUCAAUGAGGAAGGCAGCAGGAAAGGUAGCUGCUUCUGGGAGCCCCUGGUACGGUCCUGACCGUGUCAAGUACCUUGGACCAUUCUCUGGCGAGCCUCCAUCUUACUUGACUGGUGAAUUUCCUGGUGACUACGGUUGGGACACCGCAGGGCUAUCUGCAGAUCCUGAAACGUUUGCCAAAAACCGGGAGCUUGAGGUUAUUCAUUCUAGGUGGGCAAUGCUUGGAGCUUUGGGAUGUGUCUUCCCCGAGCUUCUUGCCAGGAAUGGAGUCAAGUUCGGCGAGGCAGUGUGGUUCAAAGCUGGUGCUCAAAUCUUCAGCGAGGGUGGUCUUGACUAUUUGGGAAACCCCAGCCUCGUCCAUGCUCAAAGCAUUUUAGCCAUUUGGGCAACACAGGUAGUCCUCAUGGGCGCUGUUGAGGGUUACCGCAUUGCAGGAGGCCCCCUCGGUGAGGUCACCGACCCCUUGUACCCAGGUGGCAGCUUUGAUCCCUUGGGGCUUGCUGAUGAUCCAGAGGCAUUUGCAGAGCUUAAAGUUAAAGAAAUCAAGAAUGGGAGACUUGCCAUGUUCUCCAUGUUUGGGUUCUUUGUGCAGGCUAUUGUGACUGGGAAGGGACCUCUAGAGAACCUGGCCGACCAUCUUGCUGACCCUGUGAACAACAAUGCUUGGGCUUAUGCCACCAACUUUGUACCUGGGAAGUGAACUUAACCGUGAUGCAUUGGACAUUUCAGUCAGGCAACUGAUACUUGUCGUUUGUAACAUAAGCUUUAAGUGCAUUUAUGCCAAGAAUUUACUGAA
Messenger RNA from Populus nigra (black poplar), 966 nucleotides. RefSeq names its product chlorophyll a-b binding protein of LHCII type 1-like. The transcript has a single exon. Gene Ontology annotation, cellular component: chloroplast thylakoid membrane; chloroplast envelope; plastoglobule. The record is from RefSeq and is a predicted model, not a curated record. Bases 70 to 870 code for a protein of 266 amino acids. Lineage: Eukaryota; Viridiplantae; Streptophyta; Magnoliopsida; Malpighiales; Salicaceae. Gene Ontology annotation, biological process: photosynthesis, light harvesting in photosystem I; response to light stimulus.